AUGAAGCUGCAUUUUGAGGAAGAGGACUUGUCUGAGAGACAGGAAUUCAGCGCCCUCACCAGCAACUUAGAAGGGACGGCCCUGAACUGUGUCAUGGCCAAGAAACAGUAUCAACAGAGAGAAGUGACCAGAGAUGACCCCGAGUGGACGGCAGCAGUGGCAUCGCUAACAGUCAGGGAGAAAGUAAAGAUCAUGCCAUCCAGACGACAACACGAAGAGAACGAGAGGGAUUGUAGGACAAUAGUUCAGCAACUAGUAUCCUCAAUACCCCAAGAGAUUUUAACCAGUACUUCUUACGGACAGAAAGAACAGGAGAGCGGCAAUCAAAAGAAAACUGUCACCUUUGUGGAUCGGGAGGAAGAGGGUGAACUUGUAGAACAAAAUCUGCUGCAGGACUGUUUGUCCGGGGAGAAGGAUAAAGAGAAAGAUCAAAGAUCACAAGAUCAACACCCGGGACAAGAAAAUUUGUCCGGGGAGUCCGAGAUAGACGAGAAAAUUCCUGAUGAGGAACAGGACCUAGAGAACAAGGUUUUGUCCGGGGAGUUCAGAUGGAUGCGAAGAAAGUACAGACACGAUCUGGAGGAGCGUGCAGUAUCCAGCAUAACACCUUCGACGGAUGAUAAUUCAGAAAGCUCAGGAAAGAACACCUAUUCAGACAGGGAUUCGACCUCGGGAUCAGAACUGUCAGAACUGGCGAUACACACGCUACUAGUGGAAACUCGGGCGAGAGACCUAGACAGAGAGGUGUACCAGGAUCCGGACAGCGAUCGCUACUUGAUACCGAGCGAAAGAGUCUUUGACAACGCAGCGGAUGACUUGGAGACAAUAGCGGUAUCGAAACAGUGGCUGAAUGACAUGACCUCGGAUCCAGAGAAGACCAGCGUCAAGAUUCAAGAUGUAGAUCGUGAAAGCAUGAAAUACAUCAAGACUGAACGAGACGAUCCUUACUGGGCUGCCCAGGAAGGACGUUUAUUCAUUCCAGCUUCAAAUCUUGACUUAACACCCGAUCUGGACGAGAUGAACGAUCAUCUGAAAAGAACGGAGAAGGAGUUGGACGAUAUGACGAAGACCAUGCUGGCGAUGGAGGAAGAUCGAGACAUGUGGAGAAAGUUGUUUGAAGACUGCAACAAAAAGCAGGGUCAAGAGAUCGAACGCUUGAGGCAGGAAUACAAAGAGCGAUCGGAUCAGGCGGCGUUGACCACAGCCGUGGAGAAAGUGAUACCUGCAAGGGAUAUUCCUCGAGUACUGAAGGAAGAGGGAAAGGUGAAUGAUACGGUGAUCACCACUUUUGUGCCUCCUAACCUGGAAACGCGUUUGGGUACAGUCCCAGCCGCAAUAAAUUACCGGCAGCAAAGCUCCAGCGAACCAGGUCGAAGAACAGACGAGCAGUAUCGGUUGGGAGAAGCACCGACGAGGAGGACAAUUCAUCCUAGGAGAAGGAUAGGACCCGUCAACCAACCAAAUGAAGGAGUAGCAGGCACGUCCAGAUCAGACACUAGAUCGGAGACAACGAGUAGCAGUCGAGAGGAGAGACCGAACAGAGGCUCAUUGUUAUGGUCGAGACCCAUGCCGUCUCCCUGGCACAUAUACAAAGAAGAACUGAUGAAGCUGGACCUGCAGAAACCUGGAAGAUUUGAUGAGGAGUGGGAGGCACUAGGCUUAGCUCCAAUGAGGAUGAGAGGCAGGACUGAAUUGCCUGAAGCCUCAGUGAUCCUGACCAGUGUGAGAAAAGAGAUGAAGGUUCCGGGAGUAUUGCAGACGAGAAUCUUCCUAGCACCCUUUGGCUGCGAAGAAAUCAAAGUGGUCCAUGGAGAAGAGGAAGAUAAGUCGGCCGGUACAUUGCUCAUACCGAGAUUCCAGGAAGAAGCCGACAAAGGUGAACAAGGACCAUCGGGCUCGAAUAGAGACAAGUCAGAAGAAGAUGACGGACAGGGGAGAAGCCGCCAGACUGAAGAACCCAUGCAACAAGAUCAAGCUGGUGGGGAAGACGACAGAGCAUCGAUAGGAGGAACCUCCAGCCUGGAUUUCAACAUCUUCAGUGAUCUUGAAAACAAUGCGGAUACGUUGGAAACGACUGAGCUGGACGAAGGCACCUCGACACUGGAGCCUCCAGCUAUGGGACCCAGUCCAUUCUCAAAACAGGUCUCAAUCAACCCUUAA
Molecule: messenger RNA, 2160 nt
Organism: Symsagittifera roscoffensis
Lineage: Eukaryota; Metazoa; Xenacoelomorpha; Acoela; Convolutidae
Product: trichohyalin-like
Exons: 7
Coding region: 1-2160 (719 amino acids)
Source: RefSeq, a predicted model, not a curated record